CGUGAACUGAACGCAAUGGCCCGCUUCGAUGUAAUGGGAGAACAGAGAGGAAGCCAUCUUUUCACCGGCCGCCAUUGUUGGAGCUCUUUACAGCAGCAGCCACACCUGUUGCCUUUUGUGGGUUCUGGUCGCUCAGGGGAGGACUUAGCCAGCCCGAUGGAUUAUACAGAGGAAAAUAUAUCCCGAGUGGACAUGCUGGAGAAAAUAGCUGAGCUGGAUCACAGCCAGAGUCAGCUGAGGGAGCUGAACGCUGAGAUGAGGCACUGGCUGGACGUUGCAGAUGAUGACAUGGCAGGGCUGCGCUCCGAGAACGCCGACCUCAGGAAACAAGUCAAAGACCUGGAGAAGGUCCUCACUGAGCUGCAGCAGGCUGAAUUAGAGCCUUGUGGGCCCCUGUUGGCCGAUGGCGUUGACGAGAAACUAAUCUGUGAGAAAAGGAUUCAGGAACUGGAGAAGGAAACAUUGAAGGUGCAGGAAGAAAACAAGGAGCUAACUACGGAGCUAAAGAACCUUAAACAAGAGCGAGACCAGGACAAGAUCAGUUUGAUCAAACUCAGGAGUGAAUUUGAACACCUUGAGAUUGGGGUGGAGGAAGUUCAGAUGGAGCUGCAGCGUAGGGAUGAGCUGAUUCACCAGAAAACCCAGCAGUGUAAGCACCUGGAGGAAACUGUGGAGGAAUAUUCCAACAUCAUAAAGGACCUCAGGCUGACGAAGCAGGAGCUGAGUACCCAGUUGGAGAACAGACGAGACGAGGCUUCAUUCGCUACCAUGACUGAGGUGAUGAGAGAGGAGGAGGAGGGCCAGCCCAGUCCUCACAUGUCCAUAGCAGAGGAAAUCCAGCUGCUGUUCUCAUCUGCUGAAAUGCAAACCUGCACGGUAGACUCCACGGACCCUCCUGUGACAUCUGGACUGGACGAAAAUGUAGAGGCAGAUGAUGAGGGGCGGCUGAAGCCCCGCAGUCUUCCAGCUGACCUCAUAACCACACGCAGUAACAGAUUUGCUGUUUCUUUGAGGACCACCAUCCGGAAGAUCUUUAUGUUCGGCUUCAUCGCUCUAUGUUUUUUGGCCUUUGUAGUGUUCGGAUGCUGGGUGGGAAACUCCGACAAUCUCUUCAUCAACACUUUGCUGAUGAUGCCGCCCUACGUCACUGUUCACUACAAGGCCCUGCCUCCCAUCUGACCUGUUUUCAACCUGCCGUUUCCAGUCUGAUCUCUGGUUGCCUUGUUGUUGUCUAAACUGAAAGCAAUCCAAGUUGACCAAACUGUAACGCGUGUUCUCUGCCGGAUGUAAUCUGUGACCCAGAAGUAAAGUUUCUAAAAAAGCUGCUUCGGUUUCAGUG
Molecule: messenger RNA, 1339 nt
Organism: Fundulus heteroclitus (mummichog)
Lineage: Eukaryota; Metazoa; Chordata; Actinopteri; Cyprinodontiformes; Fundulidae
Product: golgin IMH1
Exons: 12
Coding region: 16-1179 (387 amino acids)
Biological process (GO): spindle assembly; spindle localization; chromosome localization to nuclear envelope involved in homologous chromosome segregation
Cellular component (GO): chromosome, telomeric region; nuclear outer membrane; lateral element
Molecular function (GO): dynein complex binding
Source: RefSeq, a predicted model, not a curated record